Dovyalis caffra is the source of this 285-nucleotide messenger RNA. The record is from the annotation of a GenBank genome assembly. Lineage: Eukaryota; Viridiplantae; Streptophyta; Magnoliopsida; Malpighiales; Salicaceae.
AUGCGCAACUAUGGCAGUAGACCAUUUCGAAUCUCUGUCAAAGUAAUAGCCUCUGCCAUUGACACCUCUAGGGGAAUAGCCGAGCUCAAGCUCAAAUCCGAGCUUAAACAGAACGAUCGUUUACGUAUUGUCCAAAAUGUCCUCGUUGAUUGCGAAGCCUUGAAAAGGAGAAAUUAUAGUCUCAAAAGCAAUAUAUACAAAAAUAAUGAUGUAAUGAUAAGAGAUGAGAAUAAUGUUAAGGAAAUGACAGUUUUGGCUUCUUCAACAAAGAAUGGCUACGUGUGA